Molecule: messenger RNA, 498 nt
Organism: Ostertagia ostertagi
Lineage: Eukaryota; Metazoa; Nematoda; Chromadorea; Rhabditida; Trichostrongylidae
Source: the annotation of a GenBank genome assembly
AUGAGCCGUCUUUCGAAGUCUGAAGGUAAAAUACGUAGAGCGGAUUCGCGUGUAUCGAUUAGUGACGCCAGUAAACGGAUGGCUGGAUGUGGAGACUGGUCUCCAACAAGCAGUCGACGCCUUUACGAUUCCGAUGACGACUCAGUGGAACGCUCUCCAAAAAGUCGCAUGACUAUGUCAUGCCCGCCCUAUCAUCAACCCCUGCGUCUUCGCUGCCGUAAUCGUCCUAUUCCUCGCCUCGACUUCUCACGUGUAGAUGAGUUCCCAGAAGCAUUCUCGUCGCCAGCAACAACAACCGAUUCAACAGUGUCGUCGUUAUCAUCGACCCAACGGACGAGAUCGCGUUCAAAAGUUUGUAAGCAUAGUCGGAUGCUGUCUAUUAAAUAUGAGAUUACACAGGGGAUUGUAUUAGAUGGAAUGAUCUCGUAUAUCUGGAAAAUAGGAAAGGAAUUCGAGAAAAUAUCUAACACGACAAGCUCUGCAGAAGAAAGUGUCUAG